This is a messenger RNA of Polistes canadensis, 3231 nucleotides long. RefSeq names its product lisH domain and HEAT repeat-containing protein KIAA1468-like. The transcript is spliced from 15 exons. NCBI's taxonomy places the organism in Eukaryota, Metazoa, Arthropoda, Insecta, Hymenoptera, Vespidae. Gene Ontology annotation, biological process: intracellular cholesterol transport. Gene Ontology annotation, molecular function: protein binding. The record is from RefSeq and is a predicted model, not a curated record. Gene Ontology annotation, cellular component: recycling endosome; trans-Golgi network. The coding region runs from base 87 to 3026 and encodes 979 amino acids.
GACUUGUGAGCUUAUAUAUACUUCUGUAUUCUUUGAAAAUACUAGCUAGAUCAUCUAGUCAAGCUACUUUGGAUUCCCUUGAUAAUAUGACAAGGUACUCUGAAGAUGGUACUGGAGUUGAUGAAAGAGUUGCGAUUUUGGAAUUUGAACUUAGAAAUGCAAGAGAAAGUAUUUCUGCCCUUCGUGCAAAUCUCACUGUUGUUACAGAAUUUGAUGGCGCAACACCCGAUAAACGUUCGGAAAAGAAAAUUAAUAAUGAUAAUCCUAUAAAACCUCAUGAACAAAGAGCUUUAAAUUUUCUUGUCCAUGAAUAUUUGCUUACACAUUUUUAUAAAUUGACAUCGGUAACAUUUAGUGAUGAAAAUGAAGAUCAAGACCUCGAAGAUUGGCAGGAUGUUGGUUUGAACAUUUCAAAACCUUCUGGAUUAUUACAACUUUAUAGAGAAUACAUGAGAGCUAAUGGUCAUGACAAGCCACCUUCUGUAAAUGUUUCUGUUCAAACUGAAUUCGGAGAUAAUGAAGUAGAAAGAAAAGAGAACGAAUUGAAAGAAAUGGAAGAGCAAAUAGAGCAAUUAAAACAACAAACUGUAUCAUUAAAAAAAGAACAGAUGGAUCUUCAGAAUUAUAUCGAUACUACCAAUGAAAAUUUGAUAACAGAUAAUAAGCAACACAGUAAUGAUACAAUCCAAUCUAUAAAUUCGAAUUCUACAACACCAGAUAAAUUUGAAAUUCUUGAGUCUCCCCCGCGCGAUGUUUCAAACGCAACUCAAGAUCCCGAAGAAGAUGAUACUGUUUCGGUAGUAAUGAGUUUGGGUGAAACUGAUCCAGGAGAUAAAGAAUGGACAAGGAUACAGCUACCUAGGGCUGAUGUUACAGAAGGUUCAACUAUUUUAUCAAAUGCACCGUCCAGACUUAUGGCAUUAUCAUUUAAAUUAGAAGUUCUUAAUCUUUGUUUGGUGGAUACUGUAAGUGAUAUGAUAGCAGUGGCAGAAGAACCAUUUAAAGGCACAGUUGGUUUACAUUCCGACUCUGGGGAGAGAGAAAAAUUAUUAAAACUUCUCUUUAAUUUAAAAAAAAGACCGCAAGAAGAAGAACGACAAAUGAUCAUAUCUGGUUUAGUGGCAAUGGCAAAUCUUGAAAAUGAACCUAUCGGAGGAGAAGAAGUUUUAACUUUGUGUUGGGAACAAAUCCAACAUAAGUAUCCAGAAAGAAGAUUAUUAGCUGUUGAGUGUUGUUCUGCAUUAGCUACAUUUACGAUAGUUUCUGUUAGAAAUUCCCUAACGUUUUCUAUGCUACAACAAAUGCUUUUAGAUGAUAAAGAUCCUUCAGUUAGAGCUAGUGUAGUAAAAUGUUUGGCUCUACUCGUAACACUCAUGGAUAUACCAGAUAAAUAUUUUCAGUGUGAAGAACUUGCUUUUACAGCCUUGAAUGAUUCUUCUUCUAUAGUAGUUAAUACAACAAUUUCUAUAUUUUUACCAGUCCUAGCACAAUGGGCUUUAUCUUUAAAAAGAUUUAGGUCGCAUCUUUUACCACGUUUAAUUUUAAAAGUAAAAAAUCGUAUAAAACCUAUUAAUUCUCAAAAUUCGCCUGUUAAAGAUAAUAUAGACGAAGAGAGAAUAGAAUCGUUGAUUGGUGCAUUACAAUAUUUACUUCCUCAUACCAUUGUGUGCGUUGCUGAUACUGAUACCGUUAAAAGUUUUAUAGAACCUUCAAUUUCGAUAGAAUUACCUGCCGAGUUUUUAAGUAUAUGUCAGUGUAAUAUAAUUAAUCCAAAAUUAUUUUAUGAUAACGAAAGGUAUUAUGUAGGUGCACUUUUAAAUACAUUUUUUUUAUAUACCUGGGAGAAUGAUUUAUGGCCAGAAUUAGAAUGGUUUACUAAUAAAUUAAUUAUAGAUAUUCUUGAAAUAGUGAAAUCUACGGAAAUAGUACAAGAAAGUGUUAUAAAUUCACUGCUCACAUAUAUACAAUCCUUGUGCAUUGGUUUUGGAAAAUAUAUUACUCAGACAAGGAUUCAACCAAUAUUUUUAUCGGAAAUAACAGAGUUGGAAAAACAAUUAUCAACAUUAUCAAUGGAUAAUAAAAACCUCAGCUUGACAUUGAUUCCAGCUUACUUGAUUAUACUAAGCACUUUAAAUGGUAUCGAAGUUUCCAAAUCUAUCAAACAAUUUUUAGUUGUUUUGUCUAUUAGUGGGAUCAGUAUUACAAGUCUUCAAAUUGCGAUUGUAAAAUUAUGUGCUAAAGAAGAAAUGCAAGAACAUGUACUAACAGGCUUAUGGGACGGUGUAGUGCAUCAGAGAUCUAGCGUAAGAUGUGCAGUUGCAACAUUAUUUGGUUCUGUCAUAGCUCACACUUCAGAUCGAUUGAUAAGUGGAAGAAUAGUUCCAGCUAUUGUAACAUUGGCCAGUGAUCAAGAUAUAACUGUAAAAGCAGCAGUUAUACCUCCCUUAGGUCGUCUUAUCACAGAAUGUAAAUUAAGAGAAGCACGUGAUAAGGCACGGUUAACUUUAGAAACUAUUGCUAGAGAAUCACAAAAUGUUUUGUCUGUAUUAGCUACUCCUCUUGUUUCAACUUUAGCUUAUAUUGCUCCAAGUUGUCCGCAAAGUUAUAUAGAGGAUGUAAUUGCAACACAAUUGACUGGAAUAACUACAACAGCGAUGCGACGAAAUCGUAAAGUAGAUUUGUGCAAUUCUUUGAUUGAAGCCUACUCAGUUUUAGUUUAUUGUCCACUGAGUAAUCAAUGUAUUUCUGGAGUUGUAUUACCUGGUUUAAGGCAUUUAGAAACUUUGGUUAAUCAAAGUUUGCCACAACAAAAAGAAACUGUUAAAUCUUUAUUAAGAGAAGCAGAAUCUCAUCAAGAUAUUGUUAAACCAAUUGAAAGAUCAAGCUCAAUGAGUUCUGGACUUUCCUUAUCAAUGGCGACAGUUAAUGUAGGGCAAGGUGUAGAGGACAUGCGACAAAGAAUGAGCAAGAUUUUUCAACAGAGACCUAGUUCCUCAACAGUGACUAGUAUUUUCAAGAAAAAGUAGUUAUAUUAUUUAUAAUAUUUUUGUAUUCUUCGCUUUAUGUAUAUAAUUUUGUUUUUCUUUUUCUCUAUGAAUCCCAUUAUUAAAUUUUUUGUUGACUUUAUCCAGGAUUUUUUUUUUCUUUUUAGUCAAUGUUAUAGAAUAAAUAGUACGGGUAUAAAUACAACAUUCAUAAUUUUAUGCUCGCACAAGUUGAUAAAAUUGAAAA